CGCCGCCGGCCCCCUCUGUGGGGGCGCGAGCACGCCGCCGUCCUCGUCGUGGUGAGCGCGGCCACUCGGGCUGGUCCUGGGGGCGGGGCUGUAGGGGAAAGUGCUAAAGCCGCUGAGGUGCAGUGGCUCACACCUGUAAUCCCAGCACUUUGGGAGGCCAAGGCAGGUGGAUCACCUGAGGUCGGGAGUUCAAGACCAGCCUGACCAACAUGGAGAAAUCCCAUCUCUACUAAAAAUACAAAACUAGCCAGGCAUGGUGGUGCAUGCGUGUAAUCCCAGCUCCUCGGGAGGCUGAAGCAGGAGAAUCGCUUGAAUCCGGGAGGCAGAGGUUGCGUGAAGUAAGAAUUCUGCUAGAGAGGAAAUGGCUGCUUCAUCAUCAUCCUCCUCAGCUGGUGGGGUCAGUGGAAGUUCUGUCACUGGAUCUGGUUUCAGUGUCUCAGACCUUGCCCCACCACGGAAAGCCCUUUUCACCUACCCCAAAGGAGCUGGAGAGAUGUUAGAAGAUGGCUCUGAGAGAUUCCUCUGCGAAUCUGUUUUUAGCUAUCAAGUGGCAUCCACGCUUAAACAGGUGAAACAUGAUCAGCAAGUUGCUCGGAUGGAAAAACUAGCUGGUUUGGUAGAAGAGCUGGAGGCUGACGAGUGGCGGUUUAAGCCCAUCGAGCAGCUGCUGGGAUUCACCCCCUCUUCGGGUUGAUGCUGCCUGGAUGGUCACCUCUGGUGUGCAGCUAGUGCAAAGCCAGUGGGGGACUUUCUCACAGCUUACAUAGCCAUCCAGAGAUCCACAGCUACAUCGCUGAAUUGUUAAUGCACAUUUGUACUUGGUUUCUCUGUAUCUAUUCACAGUCAACAAAUACUUAUAUGUGUGAUCUUUCAGGGAAUAUUUUGUUUAUUUGUUUUUAAAAGUAUUGGGAAUCAGAUUAAGACAGUCGGUUUCAGAGAACCAGGAGGUUUGGGGUUAAGAGAUACUUAAAAAUUUUCACAAGCCAGGUAGGGCAUAUAUCAGAUUUGGCCAACUGAAUGGCAUCUGUCCUGUCAUCCAUAUGGUGCCUGGAAAUAUUUACCAGUCAAGGUCAAGGUCAGCAUCUGUGGUUAAAAAUACAGCAUUCUGACCUAAAAAAGUUAUUUUGCAGAUGAAUGUGAUUUCACCUCAGGACCUAUCCAAAUGAGGAAUUUUUAAAUAUUCAUUUUUUUUUCCUAUUUUUAGACAUCAAUUCUAUAGAUUCUAACUUUUUCUAACCUCUUCUAGACAUGCCAAGUGCUGGCAAAAAGAAGUGCUUUUCGGAUAUGGCAGCACUUGUAAAAAUAAAGCAGUAAGCAAAAUCCUUUUAAACCCAGAAAUCCUGAGUUCUUCUCAUUGGUGGACUCAAGCAAUUCUGUAGCAAAUAAAUCCUUUGAAAGAGCUCCAAA
Messenger RNA from Pongo pygmaeus (Bornean orangutan), 1407 nucleotides. RefSeq names its product anaphase promoting complex subunit 16 (gene ANAPC16). NCBI's taxonomy places the organism in Eukaryota, Metazoa, Chordata, Mammalia, Primates, Hominidae. Gene Ontology annotation, cellular component: anaphase-promoting complex; kinetochore; cytosol. Gene Ontology annotation, biological process: protein ubiquitination. The record is from RefSeq and is a predicted model, not a curated record. The transcript has 5 exons. The coding region runs from base 362 to 694 and encodes 110 amino acids.